This is a messenger RNA of Epinephelus lanceolatus (giant grouper), 1034 nucleotides long. RefSeq names its product clarin 3 (gene clrn3). The record is from RefSeq and is a predicted model, not a curated record. Lineage: Eukaryota; Metazoa; Chordata; Actinopteri; Perciformes; Serranidae.
UCCACCCAGGAAGGUAGCUCAUACGCAGAAUCUUUAGAGGAUCAGAGGGUCCUAAUCUGCUUCUGAGGCUUCAUCAGCGCUUUAGAGAAGAGACGCUGGGAUUCAGAUUUAACUAGUGCGACUGGAAUACAGCGAUAAUGCCUUCCCUAAAGAAGAUUCUGCAUUUCAUGCUUAGCGCGCAGUUCAAUGCCAUAUCUGUUGGGGUGAUGGGCUUUGCCAUGUCAAGAAGGUGGGCUACGACGACCAUGGAGUGCACAAGAAUUGGAAGUGACUUCACCAAUGGAACUGCUGACAUCAGUUGGACGCUUUUUGAUGGGUAUUUGGUCAGACAGUACUGCCCCUCGUUUGGAGGCGAAGGAGAUUUCGAAGUGCUUCCUGCGCUGGUAGAAACAGGAGUUACCUUUGUGGCCCUACACGGUGUGGUUUUGUGCCUGCUGGCCCUGUGUCUGCUGUUCUCCGCCUGCAGCAUCCUUGUCUCCCUCUACAACAGUGUCAGCAACCCUUAUGAGACCUACAUGGGGCCUGUUGGUGUCUACGUCUGCAGCUCGCUCAGCGCGUGUUUGUCCGUUUUGGUCCUCAUCAUAUACGCGGUGAACAUCCUUGUGACCAACAUGGCAGAGGAAUUGAUAAAGAGCAUGCACGAAGAUGCUAUCCUGAGGAACAAGUCUUCAGAGAUGAAGCUGGGAUACUACCUGAUCAUCAUUUGCCCAGUGCUCUAUCUCUCCGCCAUUGUUGUGAUCUACUUGUACGACCAUGCAGCCUACACACAGAGGAGAGAACAGCAGAGGCCUACAGAGGACGCACCCAAGGAGAUAAUGAUGUAUUAGUGGCCUGAAGUGGAGUCAGUGACAUUAAUAAAUUGAUCAUCAAGACUUUCUUUACAGACUGAAAUCAACAGCUAUACAUAAAGCCAAUGACAUUUUUUUUGUGUUAUGAGUCUGAAACAACAGUUUGCCUAAAUUAAGUGAAUGUAAAUAAACAACUGUGAUGACGUUGCUCUUUUUUUUAAAGGAUGGAAUUACAGCCAACUUUAA